Etheostoma spectabile (orangethroat darter) is the source of this 3067-nucleotide messenger RNA. RefSeq names its product zinc finger and BTB domain-containing protein 18. Lineage: Eukaryota; Metazoa; Chordata; Actinopteri; Perciformes; Percidae. The record is from RefSeq and is a predicted model, not a curated record. Gene Ontology annotation, biological process: regulation of transcription by RNA polymerase II. Bases 1053 to 2801 code for a protein of 582 amino acids. The transcript is spliced from 4 exons. Gene Ontology annotation, molecular function: DNA-binding transcription factor activity, RNA polymerase II-specific; RNA polymerase II cis-regulatory region sequence-specific DNA binding; protein binding.
AUGGCCUUUGUGUGAAGGCGGGGAUGCCUCGUCUCGGUUAGGCUGCUGAUUAGCAACAAACAGAAGGUUACGAGUUUAAAGAAAUUGGACUAUUUGACCGCUGGACUGGUUUUACAGCAACGAGAAAGGUAUGAACUAUGUCGGUUACCUAACCAGAGUUAGUUGGGACGCUUUUGAGGGGACCCUGCGGGGAUUUGCAACAUUUCUUGCUGAUCGCGGAGACAACCUCGCUUUUGGGUCGUUCAAGUGGCGAUGCUGAGCUGAUAGCUGCGUCAUCAUGUUGCUUCCGACUCGAGUUGGCGAAAAGAAAUCUCAAGUUAACGCCAGAGGUGAGGCUGCGCGCCGUCAGCCAGCUCCGGAGGCCACUGCCGGCCUCUGAAAUUGGGAGACGGGCUGCUGGCGGGCGAUUUGCGUUGGUCGCUGUGAAACUGGGGACUUUAACGUUACAUCACUUGCUCGGCGGUGUUGGCGCGAUAACGUACUCUCCUGGCUGCAUCUACUAGCUACACUCCGGUGGACAGUCGGAACAAUUAUAUUGAUGGUGCGCAGCGUUAGAAACCGCAAACAUUGUACAUAAAUAAAUAUGACCAAAUAGUUUUCCAACAGAAAGUGGAACUAUAUCGAUAUUUCAGGGAUGUUAGCCACAACUGUGUGGGGUGGUGAGAAGUGAUGCCCUCACUGACAGAUAACGUUAGGGUACAAAGCAGGACGCAUACCCUUCAGUGAAAUGCUGCUGACUCCCAUCUGGUGGCGACUUUCUUCUUCUGCGCCAGAUGAAAAAACAAGCUUUAUUGAGGAAUCAUGAGACGCUGCGGUUAAUUCCAGCUAAUUGGCUAAUUUGUAGCUUUCCGCUAGAAUAUGUCAGACUUUUAGCAGGUGUGUUUUGUUGGGACUUAUUGUUAGGUUGGUGGUCUGUUGUGUGCUGUCACCGUAUCCACGUGGACUUUGUUUUAGGUUGGUGGGUGAAGUUGGGACCGGGGUGACACGGGACUGUAAAAACAGGACUGAGUGGACAAAGUUACUAUUAACAUCGGAAUAUAAAACCAGAUAAAAUGGCCGGCGACUGCACCCACACCAAUGCUCAUUACGCGAACGCAGAGACGUUUUGCCCGUCCAAACCCUGCUCGGUUGUAGCCAGAGAGAUGGAGUCAGUCGGGAACUCGACAGGGCGUGGACUUCCAACACAGUGGUCGUCCAACUUUGAGACGAUAGACGGGCUGUUGUACCGCAAGAAGUUGGAAAAGGGCUUCAUCAACUACCGGGAGGUUUUGGAUGAGGAACGGAGACAUGAGGCCCUCAACACCUUUCACCGGCGGCGGCUUGGCCAGCGCCACCUUUCCCUGGAGGAGACCUACAAAUGCGUGGCUGAAAACUACUGGUGGGAAGGGAUGUACUUUGAGAUCAGAGAUUUUGUCCUGGGCUGUCUGGAAUGUAAGAGCCAGCGCACCAUGAACAUAAAGGAGCUGGGUGGAAGAGGAUGUGUCACAAAGACGAUAGUGUCACACAGCACCGACAUGCUGAGCAAGCUGAGGAGUCAGCGAGAGGCAGGCCUGUUCUGUGACAUUACGCUGCGGACGAACGGGCGAUCCUACUCUGCCCACAGAGCUGUCCUGGCGGCCGUCAGCGAUCACUUCCAGGAAAUCUUCACAGAAAUGGACUCCAGCCUGAAAGCAGACAUAGAUCUCACUGGUUUUAGCGAGGACAGCCUUUUGUCUCUGCUGGAUUUUUCCUACUCCUCCACUCUGUGUGUUCGCCAGGAGGACCUACCUGAAGUCAUCGCCAUGGCCCGCCACCUGGGCAUGUGGCCUGCAGUGGAAGCCUGCUCCGCUCUCAUGAAAGAGCAGGAGCAGAAACUCCAUCCUGGCAAGGCCUUUACCUCAGCCGGUGCGAGUGCAUGUCAUGAGAGUCACCACCAGCAGAGGGAAGGCAAAAGGAAAAGGGUUUUGGGAUUAGAGGACAGUAUGGACAACGGCUUCAGUCUAAUGUUGGACGCAUCAGAUGAGUCUUUAGAAGUAAGUCCAAGGCACAGUUUGCGCCGGACACCGAAAGCCCAAGGCCAUAAUGGUCUCCCUCUGAGCCCCUCACACAGGAUGAAGCUUAUGGACUUCAAAUCUCCCUCUUCAAAAAAAGCUACUGCACCUCGACACACCAUAGCCACCCCACAGUCACAGACUUACUCGCGCAUAUCGCCAUCGAACACCCGUCUUCUCCGCUCCUCUCCUGGGGCGGCCAAGAAGGUUCAGAGAUCGCUCGCCAUGCCAGAGAGCCCUCGACGAAACCGGAAACCUCACUCUAGGGUCACAAAGAUUGCUGCGUGCAGCCCUGUGAGGGUAAAGCAGGAAGUAGAGGAGGUUGGAGAGGAUGAACAGGAUUAUGCGAGAGCACAGGAGAAGUACAAACUGAUGAAUGUUCUUGGGUUACAGAGGACCGCCCUACUCCCCAGACCAGAAGAUCUGAUUGGCUGGAGACAAAAGAAACGACUGAGAAAGCUGAAGGCUAACAACUAUUCGCUGACAAAGCGCCGAAAACCCCGCUCCACCUCCCCAGGACUAACCUUUGGUGCUGUGACACUGUCACUUCCCCUCUGUAACCCCAUUAACACUCACCUCCUCAACAAGCCAGUAAAGACCAAGCCUCUGGGUCUAGUCAACACAGAGCAGAUAACCGCAAAGAGGCCAAAGAUUGUCCGCGACAUGUUCCUCCAAGUGACAGGAGCAUGCGAAGUAAAGGUUUGUUACCAGACAUGUUUCAGCCUGAAACCAGGCCUCCCUUCGGGGGGCGGGAACUCAGACGGUCAGUGAGGAAGGGUGACAGUUUCAAUCUUCAUUUCCAGCAGCCUCUGCGAGGCAACACCAACAAAACUCUAGUGAGAAGUGCAGUCAGGAUUAAGUCAGAACCAACUGAAUACUCCCUCUCAGGUUUCCCUCUCUCAUCGAACAAUCGCUGUGGCCACACACCUCACAAAUCACCCCCUUCACACGGGACGCAGGCCAGACGUAAGGUCACUGUAGAGGCGGAAAAAACGCUGCAUUACAACAUCAGCCGGCCAGCCACAAAGACCAAGCUU